AAUCGAACAAGAACCGGAAGCGCAGCGUGAGAAGGAAAAUGAGAUGUUUUGUGUGCAUGAAGUUUGUUAGCUAUCGUUAACUUCUAUUAUCUUUGAAGAAACCAGAUAAAGCGGCGAUUUCUUGAACGAAGCAUCUUCCCUCUGGUCUAUAUCCUCUGAAAUUACGCAGUCCUCCCGGACAAAACCCGUCACUUUCUCUGAGAACAGGAAAAAAGUGUCAGGAUGGACCCAGCUCUACUGAGGGAGAGGGAACUGUUCAAGAAAAGAGCUCUGUCCACUCCAGCUGUAGAGAAGAGACAAGCAUCCUCAGACUCUGGAUCACACAAGAAGAAGAAGCCCAAAGUUGACAAGGAGAGCUCCUCAGGGUCCAAAGGCGUUGAGUCUAGUAAUGGAAACUUUAACAUCAAGACGAGCUCUGGGUACAAAUUUGGCUGUCUGGCCAAGAUAGUCAAUUAUAUGAAGACAAGGCAUCAGAAUGGUGACACACACUUCUUGACCUUAGAAGAGAUUCUGGAUGAGACCAAACUUCUUGACAUCAGCAUGAAACAGAAACAAUGGCUCAUGACGGAGGCCUUGGUCAGCAACCCAAAAAUUGAGGUACGUGAUGGGACAUAUGGCUUCAAGCCCAAGUACAACCUGAAGGACAAGAAAGCCUUAUUGAGGCUGCUGGACAAACACGACCAGCUGGGCCUGGGAGGAGUGCUGCUGGACGAUGUAGAGGAGGGGCUGCCCAACUCAGCCAAGGCCAUUAAGGCUUUAGGAGAUCAGAUCAUCUUCGUGACAAGACCAGACAAGAAAAAGAUCCUGUUCUACAAUGACAAACACUGCCAGUUUGCGGUAGAUGAAGAAUUUCAGAAACUGUGGAGGGGCGUUCCCGUCGAUUCCAUGGAUGAAGAGAAGAUUGACGAGUAUCUGAAGAAACAAGGCAUCUCCUCCAUGCAAGAAACAGGACCAAAGAAAGUGUUACCAGUUCAAAAGAGGAAGAAGCAAGGUGGGCAGAGGAAGAGACACUUCAAGACUCACAACAACCAUUUGGCGGGAGUACUGGAGGAUUAUUCAGAUGGCGUUCCUGUAAAGAAGUGAAGUCCCUUCCCAUCACUGCUACAUGCCCUCAGAGGAGCUUUGUAGAAUCUGUAAAUCAGAAAUGGCUGUAGAUGGAGACUCUGGCCACACUACAAGACUUUUCAUGGGUGUCUGUUAUGUCAAACAAACUAGCUUCUUUUCCUUUCUUUGAACUCCUUUCAGUGAUCCGUGGUCUUGUAUUACAUGGAGUGAAUACAACCUGUGUUGUGGAAUCCUUUUCAGUUUGUUUAUUGAUCAGUGAUGACUGAAGGACACUGGAGGAAAAGGGUAUUGAGACCAUUAAGAGCAGUGAAUGCUUUUACAAAGACUGUCAUCCUUAAAAGGGGCGCAGCAGCCUGACUGUUAAAGGUAAUGAGUUUAAGUGUGUACAUACUUUUUUCUUCAUUUCACUUGAUAUAUUACAAAGGGGUGUGUGUGGAAGGGUUUAUUUGAGAGGGCAGCAGUCCUCAUCUGAUGGCAACCUUCCAUCCUUUUUAUUAGGAAUUGCAGAAGACAUGUUUGUGUUGUGCAGUGCAUCACAUUGACGUCUCUCAUCCAGCAUGAAACAUCUUGGACAUUACUUCCUGUGAAACUUCAAAAAUAUUUAAAUUGUUUUACUUUGCAGCACCAUGUCAUAAUGGUUUAAAAUACUAGAAUUUUUUGAACUUAUUUUAAUAAAUUACACUGUUACAGGAUACUGCCUUGUUGCUUGAGUUGAUUUACAUGCACUGCAGUGGCAACAAUUCUUC
Messenger RNA from Seriola dumerili (greater amberjack), 1811 nucleotides. RefSeq names its product general transcription factor IIE subunit 2 (gene gtf2e2). NCBI's taxonomy places the organism in Eukaryota, Metazoa, Chordata, Actinopteri, Carangiformes, Carangidae. The record is from RefSeq and is a predicted model, not a curated record. The coding region runs from base 223 to 1083 and encodes 286 amino acids. The transcript has 8 exons. Gene Ontology annotation, biological process: transcription initiation at RNA polymerase II promoter. Gene Ontology annotation, cellular component: transcription factor TFIIE complex.